AUGGAAGUUUGCAAAGCUCAAGGUUUUGUUUAUGGGAUUAUACCAAAGAAGGGAAAGCCAGUGACUAGGGCAUUAGAUAAUCUUCGAGAAUGGUGGAAGGACAAAGUCAGGUUUGAUCGAAAUGGUCCAGCUGCCAUAACAAAGCACCAAGCAGAUAAUUCAAUCUCGAGAAAAAAUGAGGGUAGUAAUUCAAUUGGUAACCCCAGACACCUUGCAGAAGCUUCAAGAUACCAUCCUUGGUUCGCUCUUAAACCUCAUGACUUGAAGAAGGCAAGGAAGGUGGGUGUUCGCACAGCAGUGGCUAAGCAUAUGUCUCCUGCCAAGAUCCGCAAGCUUAAAAGAGAGGUGGCAACUCUUACAACAACUUUAACGAGACAGGUUUAUCCCAUUCACUACCCAGACCAUGUGUCAUGGCCCUCCAAGGAAAUACAUGCGCAUGCGUGA
Dovyalis caffra is the source of this 444-nucleotide messenger RNA. The record is from the annotation of a GenBank genome assembly. NCBI's taxonomy places the organism in Eukaryota, Viridiplantae, Streptophyta, Magnoliopsida, Malpighiales, Salicaceae.